Messenger RNA from Drosophila novamexicana, 1596 nucleotides. RefSeq names its product G2/M phase-specific E3 ubiquitin-protein ligase. Bases 110 to 1573 code for a protein of 487 amino acids. The record is from RefSeq and is a predicted model, not a curated record. The transcript is spliced from 2 exons. NCBI's taxonomy places the organism in Eukaryota, Metazoa, Arthropoda, Insecta, Diptera, Drosophilidae. Gene Ontology annotation, cellular component: nucleus.
CAAGCAGUGUUGGAGAACACAGCCGGCAUUGCGGCAACAAUUGCCAGUUAUCGAUAACAAAGCGCGCGCGCGGUCACACUGUUGCAAUAUUUGAAAAGAACGUCGCGUCAUGUACAAAUGUGAUAUAUGCAAUAAAAGCAGCGCUAACGAGGAUGCCGAUGAUGUCCUGCUAUAUGGCGAAUGGAUGAUCAAGCAGAAGGUGACGGUGCACUAUUAUUGUCUGCUGCUGUCCACGAAUUUGCCGCAACGCGGCGGCGACUCCAGCGGCAUUCUGGGCUUUUUGCUGCGCGACAUACGCCAGGAGGCGGCCGCCGCCCAGCAGCGCAAAUGCGCCUUUUGCAAGGAGAGAGGCGCCAGCGUCGUUUGCUACAAGUGUCGCAUCGUUUUCCACAUGCCCUGCGGCUUGGAGAAUCGUUGCAUAUAUCAGUUUUGCGAUGAAUUCCGCAGCUACUGCGAGCACUGCAUGCCGCUGGACGACUACCAGCAGCAGCUGAUGAACAAGCCGCCCAAGGAUGCCUAUUGCGACAUCUGUUUCCGUGCCAUUUCACCAUUCCUGCUGCACAACGUCACCUACGGCGAUUGCUGUCGCAAGGGAUUCGCGCAUCGGACGUGUAUGCGACGCUAUGCGCUCGCCUCCGGCUACUAUUUGCGUUGUCUGUGGUGCCGGGACAAGAAGUUCCACGACACGAUACGGCUGCAGUCGGUGUUUGUGCCGGACCGCGAUGCCACGUGGGAGCGUCAGCCGAAUGCGUACAGCGAGCUGCACAGCAAGCGUUUGCGCUGCGAACAGGCCGUGUGCCUGUGCCCCAAUGGACGGGAUUACCACAGACACAGCUGGACCAUACAGCUGUGCAUACUGUGCGCCGCCACGGGCAGCCAUCUCAAGUGUCGUGUGGGCACAAUGCGCCUGGUGCGCACCCAUGGCGUUGAGCUAAACGACUUUAAGUGCAGCUUGUGCAUUGACGUCGAGCAGAAGCUGAUCCAUGGUCAACACAACUAUUCCGGCCAGAGGGUGCCGCACAAGCCCAGCUGGGAAACGGCAGACGAACAAAUAGAUGCCUCCUAUUAUAUGCCCAAAACGUGCUGUGCCCUGAGCAUAGCACCCGAUGAGGAUUCGCCGGUGCUCUCCGACGAGGAUGCCACCUCCAAUGAGGCUAGCGUGAUAACAGUUGUGCCUUCGCAGCGCCUGUCAACACAAUCUUGUCCACGAUUCAGCCAAAGCUUUGUCAAGUCGCCGCCAGCCGCACUGCCAGCGGACCAAACAGUCAUUGAGCUGGCGGACUCACAGCUCAGUUCCACACAGCAGCUAAGAUGCUCCCUAAAGCCGCCUCUGCUGCUGCACGAAUCCUUCACUUGCGGCGCACACUUCUAUCUGGUGGUCUACGAGUACAAUGAGCAUCAGACGGAUCUCUGUACCGGCACCUGCACCCUACGCUUCGCUGCGAACGAUGCUCGUCUGGGGGAUCGCUCAGUGGAGGCGCUGCAGCACCUACCGUUGCUCGAAAUGGACGUUUGGUUUCGCGACAGCAAUCGCGGCAUCUAUGACAAGAUCGAUCAAUAUACCAAAAGCUAAGCCUACAAAACGUAGGGACUAGU